Manihot esculenta (cassava) is the source of this 1706-nucleotide messenger RNA. Its product is annotated as UDP-galactose/UDP-glucose transporter 5B. Bases 300 to 1322 code for a protein of 340 amino acids. The record is from RefSeq and is a predicted model, not a curated record. The transcript is spliced from 12 exons. Gene Ontology annotation, biological process: transmembrane transport. NCBI's taxonomy places the organism in Eukaryota, Viridiplantae, Streptophyta, Magnoliopsida, Malpighiales, Euphorbiaceae. Gene Ontology annotation, molecular function: 3'-phosphoadenosine 5'-phosphosulfate transmembrane transporter activity. Gene Ontology annotation, cellular component: Golgi membrane; endoplasmic reticulum membrane.
UUUUUUUUCUAGGAAGGAAAAAAGCACCAAACUCCAAAGUCUAAACGAAACAAAACAGAGAAAAGGUCGCCGGAGAAAACGAGACUCAGGCGAUCUCUUUCUGUCUCUCUGAACACCCACAGGACAGUACAUACUCCUUUCUGUUCUCUCAAUCCAACUUCUAAGCUCCUCUUCCUUUUCCCUCCACGUAUCCACAAUCCCUCCUUUCUCUCUCUGAUCCCAAAUCUCCGGCUUCACUUUCACUGUUCUUCACUGCCCGUACAAUGUGGAUUUAAGUUUUUAUUUUGGUGAAUGGGGUAAUGGCCGAUUCGUUAUCAUCAGCUGGUGUUAAAGAGAGCAAGCUAUGGAAAGGGGUUUUUGCUGUGUCAGGCAUCAUGACCACUCUAGUGAUCUAUGGUGUUUUGCAGGAAAAGAUAAUGAGAAUUCCGUAUGGGGAGAACAAAGAGUAUUUCAAGUACUCACUGUUUCUUGUUUUCUGUAACCGCAUUUCAACCUCUGCUGUUUCAGCUGGUGUUCUAUUGGCAAGUAAAAAAGCCUUGAACCCUGUUGCUCCAGUUUACAAGUACUGCCUCAUAUCAGUAUCUAACAUAUUAACCACGACUUGCCAAUACGAGGCCCUCAAAUAUGUCAGCUUUCCUGUUCAGACACUUGCAAAAUGUGCCAAAAUGAUUCCUGUUAUGAUUUGGGGCACUGUCAUUAUGCAAAAGAGAUACAAGGGAAUGGACUACUUGAUCGCUUUUCUAGUUACUUUGGGUUGUUCAAUUUUUAUUUUAUUUCCGGCAGGGGCUGAUAUCAGUCCGUACAGCAGAGGACGGGAAAAUACUGUUUGGGGUGUCACCCUGAUGCUUGGUUAUCUUGGGUUUGAUGGCUUUACUAGCACAUUCCAAGAUAAGCUAUUUAAAGGUUAUGAUAUGGAAAUACACAACCAAAUUUUCUACACUACAUUAUGUUCAUGUGCUCUCAGUUUCACAGGACUUGUAAUGCAAGGGCAUCUACUUCUAGCCAUAGACUUUGUUUAUCGCCAUAAAGAUUGUUUAUUCGACAUUGCUCUGCUUUCUACUGUAGCAACUGCUAGCCAAUUCUUUAUCUCUUACACGAUACGCACAUUUGGUGCUCUCACUUUUGCUGCCAUAAUGACGACAAGACAGUUGGUGAGCAUCAUGCUGUCAUGCGUGUGGUUUGCGCAUCCUCUUAGCUGGGAACAAUGGAUUGGAGCUGUUAUUGUCUUUGGUUCUUUGUAUGCGAAAAAUUUCCUGAAAAGUGGGUCUCUAAAACCUCCAUCAGAACAUACUCAGAAUGGAGCUUCCAAGCCAACUCCUUGAAUUCAGAAUUUUCAAGUAACUUUUUCAACUUGUUGCUGCCUCUAAUUUUAUGGUGGUAGGCAGCUAUUGUUACAGGUUUGAGGCUGCAUGUUUUGUAGAGAUUGUGAUCAAGCAUUUCACUCCUAAUCUAGAUAGCAUCACAGGCGUAUGGAUCUUUCUCAAAAUAGUUGCUAUGUAGUUGAUAGUUUUUGAAAAGGAAAGUUUAAGAAAUCCCAUUUUUAUGUAGGGACGAUAAUUUAUAGAUAGACUAAAUUCACAAGAUUUUUUUUUUUUUUAAAUUCUGUAUACAGGAAUUAUAAAAAUGUAUUACUGGAAUUUACCAAAUUUUGGGUUUUCAUGUUUUGUUUUGUGGGUCAUUUACAGAAAUUUUCUAUCUUUGGCUUA